AUGAAGGACGGUAGCGGGAAAGAAGACACUGCACUUAAGUUCAAAAAGCCUUUCCAGACAGUCAAUCGUCCGGCUGCUACAGACCAUGACAUUCAUGAAGACUACGUGAACAAUCCACCUCAGAAUGUUGCCCAUGUACCCACGAGUAAGCGAACUCCAGGAGUCAAGGAGGGUGCUUACGAAGAAACAUCAGAGCCUGGGGUGUUGGGAGACGAGGAAAUUGGCAGAGCGAAGCAGGUUGAGGUCGAGGGAGAAAUGUUGAAUGAAAGCUCUAUGCAUCCGUGA
Molecule: messenger RNA, 285 nt
Organism: Pisolithus orientalis
Lineage: Eukaryota; Fungi; Basidiomycota; Agaricomycetes; Boletales; Pisolithaceae
Exons: 2
Coding region: 1-285 (94 amino acids)
Source: RefSeq, a predicted model, not a curated record